GCGGAUGACUGUGUCAUGUGCAGAUCCAUAAAAACUUUGGCUGACACUAUUCAGUUUCAGAGAGAUCUAGAUAGUCUAUCAUUGUCAUUGUGGGAGCUGAAAUGGAAGAUGUCUUUUAACAUAGAAAAAUGUCAUAUCAUGCAGUACAUCUGAUUACCACAAAUUUUCUUUCUUUCCAAGAACAGUUGUACAAUGGAACACACUUCCAUCUUAUGUAGUCAGCGCUGACACGAUCCCUGGAUUUAAAUCAGUGCUGUCUACAUCAGUGUUCCUUCCUUUUUAUCACUGUUGAUAGGAUUUUCCUGAGUGGAUUGAGUAGCUCGGGAAACCUAUCAAUCUAUUUCUUUUUAACCCCCCACGCAUGGCCAUAAUGUAUCAGUAAUGAACAUAGCCAUUAUUAUUAAAGAAGAAGAAAAAAAGAAGAGCGCCCUUCAAAAUGAAAGUACAGGGAGACAUUUUUGACAUCAUUUUGUUCCACGGGCCGGAUAUUUGGAGUUAUAGCAUGUGGCCGCGAAAAAUGUUCAACCUGGAUUUGGAAACGAGACAGAAGUCAACAAAGUUGUAUAUACAUAUCAGCAAAACAUACUGAAAUGUUUGACAAAUAAUAGCUCCAGUUACGACUCAAUCAAUGCGUUUUAAAGAACAGGCCUUGAAGAUGCUGUGUGUAAAAUAUCAUCUAAAAAUGUCAACUCUUUAUCGUGAUAUGCAGUCUUGAACAUCAAAGUGAUCCGCUAUGGGUAAUGAUCCGGGCCAGACUAUAAUCUACACAAAAGAGCUCAUAAAUACCCAUAUGGCUGUUUAUCCAGCAAAGCUGUAUGCAACCAAUCCUGCGUAUGGACUCAGAGACAUUGUCUGGCAUGUGAUUGCCUUGUUGAAAAAGGGUCACAAGGUAGCGAUUUUAGAUGGACAUGGCAGCAGGAAGACCAGAGUGUCGUAUAUCAGGAUUUUUAAAAAGAAGAUUGCUGAUGUAACCAUAGCCCAGCUGAGUGUUCUUCCCCGUCAUGGCUUGUGGCAGGUGUCCUGGAGCAGGGAGCUACAGCAUGCAGCUUCUGGAGCAAUAGGUGGCCUUGAAGGUGCAGAGAGUAGUACUGGAACAUUGGCGGACUGGUUUAGUGAUGAAACAGAUGCUGAAGUAAACUACAAGAAUGCAAAAGUUCAGAAACCAGAUUCCACAGAAGGCUGUCAACUGUUUGAGCGAUGCAUUUGUUUAUAUGCACUGUCCAAUUAUAAGUUUGAAGUGCCCGCCCUUUUCCUCCAGUGGGAGUGUGUGUCUGGUUGCUACGCCGAUGACAAGCUAUGUUCUACUGUUGCCAUGGUGAUGGAGAUCUGGUACCGGGCAUAUACGUGUGGCAGGAUAAUUCUAGUGUGUGAUGGCCGACAACUGAGGACAGGUGAGAUAACCAAAGUGCAGAUGCAGACACACCUAGAUAGAGUGGGGUCAGCCAUUUGUAGAAAGUUCCAGAGCUGCCCGGUGUAUGUGAUCACAGUGGGGGAGGACAUCGUGGGGGGAGAGUUUGUGCUGCCACCGAGGCCCGGUGUACUGGCCUUCCUGCAGGGCAGACAUGGCCUCAACCUGCACUCCAGGAGGACUCUCUACCUUUUCCAAACAGCAGAUCAUGCAAACAUGGCUGAACAUGCAGGUGUGAGGCAUUUAAAGGUUUCAAAGGUCAUGGAACAUCCAGCGAUGGUAACAUCCAGCCUCUCUGUCAAUACUCCAGCCAUUCCUGCCCCACUGACUGACAUGAAAAUUGUGCCCAGCCAGCAUGGUACAGAGUCUCGAAUUCCAUUUGUUGAUGAGCUGGAAGCAUUCACCAAUGGGAGAAUAGUAAGAAACCUGCCAUGCGGGAAACUGGAGUGUAUGUAUGCUGUCACCAAGGACUGUGUCUUAAGCUACCAAAAGCUCUAUGAGGAGCACGCAACAAAAAUCAGUGAUCAAGGGAGUCGAAUGUCACCAAAAAAGAACCAUUCUAAGCUGGAAACAGAUGACAUGAAAACCAGUCAGAGUAGUGCAUUGAAAUCACAUGAUCUUGCUGGUGACAAAUCUAAAAGCAGUAUCAGUUCAAGGGACCUGCCCAACUGGAUGAUGAAGAAGACAAGCAUUCAUGGGAGUGUCACACACAUGCAAGACUCCACAGAUUCCUUGAAGGCAAAGAAACAUAGUAAGACCUGGUAUGUUAUGACAGAGAAGGAGUUGACAGAGGUGGCCUUUGACAUACUGAAACAGGCUGGAAAAGACGACAUAGCACUGCAGCUGUCCAGAGCUGUGGAGGAAGAACGAGAUGCAUUUGCAAGUAACAUGUCUACAGCAAACAAAAGUCACAAACGUUCAAAGCAUGGGCACUCUAAAACUGUUUCCACUGACAAAAAGAGUAUGCUACAAGAACAUGACAAUAUAGGAGAUGAACUUGGGAGCUUGUGCCCUAAAAUGGAUCCUGAAGACAGUCAUGAUGAUAUGGUGAAUGUCCAGUACUCAAAAGAAGAUGAGAAGGAUAAUGGUGUCUCUGAGGGAUCAGAUGAUAGUGAUUCUGAAACAAGAGAAACAACUCAUCAUAAAGGUUCGGUUGACCAUACAUUUUCUGGAUGUGAAGAAAUGGUUGACAAUACUGGAGUGGCUCAUAAAGGUCGGAGAGCGGACGUUUAUAAACAACACAUUGAUAAAAGAGCUGGUUUGUCUUUAAGUGUGACCAGUGCUGCGAGAGAUAAAUGGUUUGAUGCUAAGGAGAUAGUGACAGAUAUUCUGGAGGAUUUCACCAUGCCCUCUUCAAUACAGAAGCCAUCCCCUAGGAAACGGUCAAGGUGUACUUUUUGAAAAGCAUUUUGCUGACGCAGUAUAUGUGCAGUUUAUAACUAUUAUAGGACUGAUCAUCGUCAUCAUCCUCGUGAUCUUCGUCGUUAUCUCCUCCUCCUCCUCAUCAUCAUCAUGGUUCCUAUAUUUCACAUAUUUGGCUGAAUGGAGGUGUACUGUAAUCUCCGUUCUAUUUACACAUGAAAACAUCAAUGUUUUGCUUCUAAAGAAUUAACCGGAUAUACUGAUGGGGAUACAUAACCUUCCCAGUUGUCAUUAUUUACUAAAUGUGCAGUCUAAUGUGUCUGUGCUGAAAAAUAUUAAAAAUCAUUCAUGCGACCAGGCGUGGAAACUAAGUCAGGUCAUUUGCAAAGGAACCUAAAAGAAAGCAUGCAUGACAUCCCCGCUGAAGGGGACUUUACACCGAAACACAGAAAGAAUGUGGACCUGUCAUAUCUUGAUGAAAUAUUUUUGUGAUUUCUGAAAUAAAAAUUUGUAUUA
This is a messenger RNA of Dreissena polymorpha, 3286 nucleotides long. RefSeq lists its product as uncharacterized. Lineage: Eukaryota; Metazoa; Mollusca; Bivalvia; Myida; Dreissenidae. The record is from RefSeq and is a predicted model, not a curated record. The transcript has 15 exons. The coding region runs from base 734 to 2809 and encodes 691 amino acids.